This is a messenger RNA of Nymphaea colorata (pocket water lily), 2082 nucleotides long. RefSeq names its product protein ALP1-like. NCBI's taxonomy places the organism in Eukaryota, Viridiplantae, Streptophyta, Magnoliopsida, Nymphaeales, Nymphaeaceae. Bases 99 to 1415 code for a protein of 438 amino acids. The record is from RefSeq and is a predicted model, not a curated record. The transcript has a single exon.
GACGUCAACGUCCUUUGCGGUUUUCUCCGCCGGCCCAAGUGGCGAGACGACCACCAUUUGCGCGCAGAGGGGGAGAGAGAGAGAGCGUGGGAGAAAGAAUGGAGGGGCAGGUGAGAGCAGGGCUGCUGUCAACAAUUGUUUCCCAAAUCGCCCUCGUCGUCGUUCUCCUCCUCUCCUCCGACGACCUCCCCUUCUCCUUCUCCCAUCGCCACCACCACCGCUCCUCCUCCAUAUUCUCUCUCUUCCUCCACCUCCUCACCUCCUCUGAGGUCGCCGCCUCCGUCUCCCUCCUCUCUGAUUCCCCUCCUCCUCGGAAACGCCGACGGCUCGAUUUCGACGACGGCGGCGAUGAUGACCAAGACCACGGGGAGAGAAUCUCCACCACCAUUCCGUCAUCUGGCUUGCCGGAAUCUUCCACCUACAAGGCGUGCUUCCGUAUGAGGCCGUCCACCUUCGAGUGGCUUUCCGGCACCCUAGAGCCCCUUCUCGACUGCCGCGAUCCCGUUGGCGCCGGCCUCAACCUCUCUCCUGGCACCCGCCUUGGAGUCGCCCUAUUCCGCCUCGCCACUGGUUCAACUUACGCCGACGUCUCUCGCCGCUUCGGUGUCGCGGAGACCGCCGCGAGGUUCUGCACGAAGCAACUCUGCCGGGUCCUCUGCACUAAUUUCCGCUUCUGGGCUGCGUUUCCUCCGUCGGCACAGCUCGAGUCCGUCAUUGCCGGUUUCCACGCGCGCUCGGGCCUUCCUAAUUGCUCGGGUGCCGUGGAUUGUACACGAUUCUCCGUCCUUCGCCCCCCCUGCGACUCUUCGGAGGAGGCUGACAGCGUGGUAGCACAGAUCGUUGUUGACUCUUCAUCCAGGAUCCUCAGCAUCGCUACCGGUUUCAGCGGCGACAAAGGGGAUGCUAGGGUUUUGAGAUCAUCCACUCUCUAUAAGGAUGUUGAGGAGGGCGUCCUCCUGAAUUCACCUACAAUCUUCCUUAAAAGCGUCACCGUCAGGCCAUACAUUGUCGGGGACGGCGGGUACCCGCUUUUGCCCUGGCUGAUGGUGCCGUAUAUCGACCCUGCUCCGGCCUCUUGUGAGGAGCACUUCAACGAAUUGCAUUACCGGAUGCGCUUGCCGGCGCUCCGGACGAUCGCGAGCCUCCGGAAUUGGGGCAUUCUGAGCCGGCCGAUAGACGAGGAGAUGAGAAUGAGCGUGGCCUGUAUUGGCGCAUGCGCCAUCCUUCACAAUGUGUUGUUGAUGAGAGAGGAUUACUCUGCAUUGUCGGAUGGCGUUGAGGACUACGCGAUUCAUGACCAGAGUUCUCAGUACUAUAGGGACGCUAGUUUGGAGGAGUGUUUGAUUGAGAAGAAAGCCUCAAUUGUGAGGAAUGCACUAGCUGCAAAGGCCAGAGAAGCGAACGCUGGCCAUUAAACUGUAAAUAAAUAAACAUCGUCAUGGCAUUAUGUCUUGGAUGGUACACAUGAGAUGCAAAAUGUGCACGAAGAAUGACAGGACUAUUUGCAUAAUGAGGAACAUGUUAGCUGAGUUUCUGAUCCUGCCAUGAAAAUUUUCGAGCAAGUUGGAGUGGAAGAGCCAAAGUGGCCGAUCUCUACCCUGUAUGUAGAUGAUCUAAUACAAGUCUUGCUGAUUGGUGGUUAGCAAGGGGGAUGAGCGAUCCAAGAUCUUAUAAACUUCGCAAAUACAAUUACUCUCGGCAGAGUUAUCUUCCUGCUGCCAUUCUUUGUAAAUGUUUACGUAGAAGAUUUACUAUUUCUUAUUGGAAAAUGAAGCAGGACGGGCUUCCUUGCAUUACUAUGAACUGCUGCAUUAUGUUGCAACUGGAGCUUGUAGAUGCUGUGCACGUGAUUGCGUGAGGCAGCAAUAGGAAAAGAUUUUUAGUGAAUCGUCGGAUACUGCACCUUUUUAAAGUUUGACGGUGCUAUAGUAUACAGGUAUAAUAUCUUGUAAUCAGUGUUUGUCGAUGCCCGAUGGUGUUGUUUCGUUGUUCCCUCAGACUAAAGCAGAAUUAGAUAUAAUGAUGUGUUUGCAGUUUUUGUAUUAGAUAUGCUUCACAAUGGAUCAACCAAUUCCAAUUUAA